This is a messenger RNA of Rubroshorea leprosula, 1547 nucleotides long. Lineage: Eukaryota; Viridiplantae; Streptophyta; Magnoliopsida; Malvales; Dipterocarpaceae. The record is from the annotation of a GenBank genome assembly.
CUCUCUGAGGCUCUGAGCAACAGAGUCUCUCUUUGCUCUCUGCAGUCUGCCCAAACAGAGCAUUUUGAUGUUUUCUUCUUUAUUUCCUCACUCUCUUACCCAUUGAAGAUUCCCCAAUCUCCAUUUCCUGUUUCACAUGGGCUUUCUUUUCCCCCUCUAAUCUCGCUUUCCAUUUCUCUUUACCGAAAUCGCUGAUUUCAAUUUCGUUCAAGUUUUGUUCCCACAUUUGUCAAGUUCUUUUUUAGCCUUAUUCACGUCUAACCUCAACUGGGUAUUGUCCCUUUCUCGUGUUCUCUCAUUGUAUUCUCUAGGGUUUUGAUUUUCCCGUCAGUUCGAUCCAAAUUCAAUUUCAAGUUUUUGUCUUCUGGGCACUCUCAGAUCUUGUUUCUAAUUGGUGGGUGCUCUUCGAUUUUCGAAAUUGUCCAUCUUUCAGCCAAAUUCGAUGUCACAGGGCUACGCAGUUGAGCUCUACUUCGAUCCAGCGCUCGAGAACCAGGUCUUGAAAGCAUGGAACGUUCUUGCUCGGCGUCAAAUCAGUACCCAAUUGAUGGAAAUCGAAUCGAGACCCCACCUUACCCUCUUUUCGAGCCCUUUUAUUGAGCCUACCAAACUUGAGUCUAUCAUCAAGAAUUUUGCUUCAAAGCAGGAGCCGUUGCCCUUGUCUUUCUCUGCAAUUGGGACCUUUUCCAGUGACAAAAAUGUCCUCUUUCUUGCACCUGCACCGACAUUGUCGCUUCUACAGUUUCAGUCUCAGCUGUGUGAUGCCAUGAGGAAGGAAGGAAUUGAAAUUGGGGAUGAGUACAAAGCGGAUUCUUGGAUUCCCUAUUGCUCUGUUGCUGAGGAAGUACCAAAGACUCGAAUGGCAGAGGCUUUUUGCGUGUUGAGGGACCUAAAAUUGCCGGUUAAUGGGUAUGCAAUGGACAUUGGAUUGGUGGAAUUCUCCCCUGUUCGCGAGCAUUUCUCGUUUAUGCUUGGUAACACAAUGGAAGCUUGAGGUUUGGGGAUCUUUACUAUGUAACUUUAUAGUUUCGAAUGUCCUCCUUGCUUGGUGCUAGCGUAGGUUUAGAUCAACUAUGGAUUUUAGCUGCAGCUUAAUAUUUCUUUCAAAUUUAGUUGCUGCUUGCUGUUGUACCUUCUCUUGCAUGCAGACAUUUUUUUUUUUUUCUUUUCUGAGGUUUAUUGAUGAUACAUUUGAAAUUUUCAUCUUGUGAUUGUUACCAGCUUCAGUAUUAAAUAAGAAACGUAUUUUGCAUUUGAUCAAACCCUUUAGUUAAUAGUUAUUAGGUUUUUCCUUUAGAUGUUAACAUUUGGUGUAUGGCAGAUUUCACAAGCUGCAUCCUCUGCUUGCUUUCUUGAGCAUAGCAUAAAAUAUUAAACUUUGGAGUGUUGACAACAUCCAUAUUUAUUCUGUUUGUUAUCAUUACAAAUCAUGACGUUCACAUUUCUAAUCAUGAAUUUGUGACCAUUAAAGAUCAGAUAUUUACCAUCAAGGAAUCAGGUUUGAGAUGCAUUCAUAGUGUUUAUAACAAUAGAAAUCUGACCUGCAA